Molecule: messenger RNA, 1229 nt
Organism: Condylostylus longicornis
Lineage: Eukaryota; Metazoa; Arthropoda; Insecta; Diptera; Dolichopodidae
Product: CD63 antigen
Exons: 5
Coding region: 276-1034 (252 amino acids)
Cellular component (GO): membrane
Source: RefSeq, a predicted model, not a curated record
CUAAUUUCGCAAAAAAAAUUAAUUUUAAUAAUUUAAAAAAAAUUAAUACGCACUUAAAAAUAUAGAGUGAGUAGUGAUAAGUGUAAAAUAUUUAAACAAAUCAGAAUUAUUAUUAAAAAAUAAUAAAAUCUUAUUAUUAAAAAUUCGGAUUUAUAAUUUGAAAUUAUUAUUUUUUUUUUUAUUUAAAUUAAAAUUUAAAAUUCGUAUAAGAAUAAAUUAAAUUUUUUCUUAAUAUUGUAAAUUAAUAAAAAAAAAAAAAAUUAUAAAAUAAAAAGAUGGCGCUUUUAACAGGAGGAGCGAAUUUCAUACGUUAUUUACUGUUUGCAUUCAAUUUAUGUUUUGUGAUAACUGGAAUAAUUAUAAUAUCAGUUGCAGCUACAGUACAAGGUGUUUACUGGGAAUAUGAUUCAUUUUUAAUUGGAAAAUUCUUUUCGAUACCAACAUUUUUAAUUGUUAUCGGUGUAUUUAUAUUUAUAAUUGCAUUCUUUGGUUGUUGUGGAGCAUAUAAAGAAAAUUAUUGCAUGAUAUUAAUAUUUUCAAUAUUAUUAUCAUUAAUAUUUAUAUUUGAAUUAUCAGCUGGUAUAGCAGGUUAUGUAUUGAGAAGCGAAGCCCAUAAAUUGAUUGAUACAGAAUUACAAAAUACUAUGGUUAAAUAUAGUAAUUCAUCAUAUCCAAAAAUACAAUAUAUAUGGGAUUCAGUACAAACAUCAUUUGAAUGCUGUGGUUCAGAAUCAUAUAAAGAUUGGGGUAGAGUUUUCGAAAAUAAUAAAGAAAAAUUAGAUUUACCAAUGUCAUGCUGUGACAUACCAAAUGGUGUUAUUGGAAAUUAUUCAUGUAAUGGUGCAAAAAUAAAUAAUAAACAUUUACAUGGUGCAGGAUGUUUAAAUAAAUUCGCUGAUUUUAUUGAAUCACAUGCUGUUAGUCUAGGAGCAACUGGAAUUAUAUUUGCAAUAAUUCAGUUAAUUGGAAUAUUCUUUGCAUGUUAUAUAGCUAGACAAGUUAAAAUAAAAACUGGAGCAAGUGGACUUUUCUAGGCUUAAUUAAAAAAAAAAUUGUACAAAAUAAUUUAAAAACAAAAAUUAAAAUUAUUUUUUAAUUAAAUAGAUAACCCUAUAAAUUUGAUGCAAAAUUUUCAUUUAAUAUUCAUAGAAUUUUUUUUUUUGCCCUGAAAUUACAUUCUACAUUAAUAAAUGUUACUUAAAUUUAAAAAUUAAACAUUCCUUAACAAA